CCUCACUCUCCAUCAUCAUCAUCAACAUGUCGGCGUCAUCGCCCUCGGCGUCGACGGCAACGCUCAAUGCGCCUCCCAAGGUUGCAGUCAUGACUUCUGGCGGUGACUCGGCGGGAAUGAAUGCGGCUGUCCGCUCUGUAGUCAAGAUGGCCAUCUUUCGCGGCUGUCAGGCGUACGUGAUUCGCGAAGGUUGGGAAGGGCUGGUCAGGGGAAAUGAAGAGGAGCAGGGCGAACAAUCAGCAGCAGGAGUAGAGCAGGUCAAACAUGGUAGCAAUGCAGCAGCAGCAGCAGCAGUCGCAGCCGCGGCCGAGGCUAGCAGCAGCACAGGCUUCGUGCCCACGUACGGCGAGGGCGAGCUCCUCAAGGAAGGGGUGAGCGAAGCAGAGGAGCUGGGAUUGAAGGGGCGCUACAUCGUACGCGUAGGCUGGGACGAUGUUCGUGGCUGGCUCGACCAAGGAGGCACCCUCAUCGGCACGGCUCGUUGUGCAGCUUUCCGUCAACAGGAUGGACGUCUGCGAGCAGCACACAACCUCAUCAAGCACGGCAUCGACGCUCUCGCCGUCUGCGGUGGAGAUGGCAGCUUGACGGGCGCAGACCGCUUGCGAGCAGAGUGGCCCGAGCUUGUCGAGAAGUUGCAGGCCUCCCAGCUUAUCAGUGAGGCGCAGGCGAAGCGAUACGCCCAUCUCAAGAUUGUGGGGCUCGUCGGAUCCAUCGAUAAUGAUUUGGCGGGGACCGAUCUCACGAUCGGCGCUCCUACAGCCUUGUCACGUAUCUGCGAAGCCGUAGACUCCAUCUCCUCUACUGCUGCCUCUCAUUCGCGCGCGUUCGUCAUCGAGGUCAUGGGCAGGCAUUGCGGCUGGCUAGCCUUGAUGGCCGGCUUGGCUACUGGGGCCGACUACUGCUUCAUUCCUGAGCAGCCACCAAAGGGCAAGUGGGAGGACGAGCUUUGUGAGGUACUGCAGAAGCAUAGGCAGGUAGGAAAGAGGAAGACCAUCGUCAUCGUGGCCGAAGGGGCUAUCGAUCGCGAACUCAACGACAUCAAGGCAGACGAUAUCAAGGUGGUCCUUUCUGAUCGAUUGGGCCUCGACACGAGAGUCACAACCCUAGGCCAUACGCAGCGUGGCGGUCGCCCGGUAGCCGCAGACAGGAUUCUCGCCACCUUGCAAGGAGUAGAAGCAGUCAAUGCCCUCCUCGAGGCCAAGCCAAGCACGCCCUCGUACGUCAUCACCAUUCGCGAGAAUAAGAUCACUCGCGCUCCCCUGAUGGAGGCAGUCGCCCAGACUCAGCUCGUAGCCAAGCGCAUCAGCGAAAAGGACUUCGACGGCGCACUCGCGCUGCGCGACCCGGAAUUCGACGAAUGCCUGCGCUCUUUCCAGUUCGCCUCAAAAGUCGCCGAGGAAGGGGACAAGCUGCCCAAGGACAAGAGGCUGACCAUGGCUAUCAUCAAUGUUGGCGCCCCAGCUGGAGGAAUGAAUGCCGCCACCCGCACAUUCGUCCGCUACUGCCACGCGAGGGGCCACAGGGCCUUGGCAAUCCAUAAUGGCUUCACAGGUCUACUGGAGGAUAAUGUCACCCCGCUCGACUGGUUGCGCGUCGAUGCGUGGGCUACGCGUGGUGGCUCUGAGCUGGGCACAAACCGUGUGCUUCCCUCUGUGGACGCAGGGGGAGUGGCGAGCAAGCUGCAGCAGCACGGCAUCCAGGCGCUCCUCGUCGUCGGAGGAUUCGAGGCUUUCCUUUCCGUCAAGGAGCUCGAGGAGAGAAGGGAACAGUACCCUAGCUUCAGGAUCCCAAUUGCGGCCAUUCCCGCCACACUGAGCAACAAUGUUCCCCUCUGCGAGUUCUCGCUCGGAUCAGACACGUCCCUCAAUGCCCUGGUAGACGCAUGCGACGCGAUCAAGCAAUCAGCAUCCGCAUCGCGCAACCGCGUCUUUGUCGUCGAGACUCAAGGCGGCAAGUCCGGCUAUCUAGCAGUCAUGGGUGCCUUGGCCGCUGGAGCUGUGCUAGUCUACACCCCCGAGGUGGGCAUUAACCUCAAGAUGCUCGGUCGUGAUGUCGACUUCCUCAAGAAGCGUUUCGCCCUCGAUGUGGCAGGCAAGUCGGAGGGCAGGCUGGUCAUCAGGAGUGAGAGGGCUAGCGAGGUCUACACUACCGACUUCUUGACUCGAAUGCUCAAGGAGGAGGGAGGCGGCCAGUUCGACGCUCGUAGCGCUAGCUUGGGGCACACAUUGCAGGGCGGCACGCCUAGCCCGCUGGACCGUACGCGCGGGACUAGGUUGGCAGUUCGCUGCUGCGAGUUCUUGGAGGAGCACGCAUGGAAGGCAUCGGCCGCCUCGUCACCCUCUUCGUCGCCGUACGACCGUGAAGCUCAGGCGCACACAGCUGCUAUCAUCGCGAUCAUUGGGUCUGGUGUGGUCUUCACCAGUAGCAGGGAUAUGGCCAAGCAUGCGGACAUGAAGAACCGAGUAGGCAAGGGGGCUUGGUGGCAGAAGUGUAAGGAUCUCGUUGAGCUAAUGGGAGGCAGGAGGGGACUUGGUGGAGAGGAUGACAAGUAGGCGUGGGAGCAAGGGAGGGUGGACAUGGCGAGCAGGAAGAGAUGCUGAUUGAUGAUUUUGGUCUCUCGUUUCGUUCCACAAUACAUAGAUGGUGAUCAAUGACUCUGGGUAUCUUAUGCUGCUGACUCCUCAACCUUGACCUUCUUGUCAUUCGAAUCCUCCUUCUUGGCUCCCUUCG
Jaminaea rosea is the source of this 2730-nucleotide messenger RNA. RefSeq names its product putative 6-phosphofructokinase. Gene Ontology annotation, molecular function: AMP binding; fructose-6-phosphate binding; ATP binding. Gene Ontology annotation, biological process: fructose 6-phosphate metabolic process; canonical glycolysis; fructose 1,6-bisphosphate metabolic process. The transcript has a single exon. The coding region runs from base 27 to 2552 and encodes 841 amino acids. Gene Ontology annotation, cellular component: cytoplasm; 6-phosphofructokinase complex; mitochondrion. Lineage: Eukaryota; Fungi; Basidiomycota; Exobasidiomycetes; Microstromatales. The record is from RefSeq and is a predicted model, not a curated record.